AUGGUUGAAGCUGAUCGCCCAGGAAAGCUCUUCAUUGGAGGACUCAAUACAGAAACAAAUGAGAAAGCGCUGGAGGCUGUAUUUGGCAAAUAUGGACGAAUUGUAGAAGUGCUCUUGAUGAAAGACCGAGAAACUAACAAAUCAAGAGGAUUUGCUUUUGUCACCUUUGAAAGCCCAGCGGAUGCCAAAGAUGCAGCCAGAGAUAUGAAUGGAAAGUCUUUGGAUGGAAAGGCUAUCAAAGUGGAACAAGCCACCAAGCCAACAUUUGAAAGUGGUAGACGUGGACCCCCUCCACCUCCAAGAAGCAGAGGUCCUCCAAGAGGUCUUCGAGGUGGAAGAGGAGGAAGUGGAGGAACCAGGGGACCCCCUUCACGUGGGGGUCACAUGGAUGAUGGUGGCUAUUCUAUGAACUUUAACAUGAGUUCUUCCCGGGGACCACUGCCAGUGAAAAGGGGACCACCGCCACGAAGUGGAGGGCCGCCUCCUAAAAGAUCAGCCCCUUCAGGACCAGUUCGAAGCAGCAGUGGAAUGGGUGGAAGAGCACCUGUAUCACGUGGAAGAGACAGUUACGGAGGUCCACCAAGAAGGGAACCGUUACCUUCACGUAGAGAUGUUUAUUUGUCCCCAAGAGAUGAUGGAUAUUCUACUAAAGAUAGUUAUUCAAGCAGAGAUUACCCAAGUUCUAGGGAUACAAGAGAUUAUGCACCACCACCAAGAGAUUAUACAUAUCGUGAUUAUGGUCAUUCCAGUUCACGCGAUGACUAUCCCUCUAGAGGCUAUAGUGAUAGAGAUGGCUAUGGUCGUGAUCGCGAUUAUUCAGAUCACCCAAGUGGAGGCUCCUACAGAGAUUCCUAUGAGAGUUAUGGUAACUCACGUAGUGCUCCACCUACACGUGGGCCCCCGCCAUCUUAUGGUGGAAGCAGUCGCUAUGAUGAUUACAGCAGCUCACGAGACGGAUAUGGUGGAAGUCGAGACAGUUACUCAAGCAGCCGAAGUGAUCUCUACUCAAGUGGCCGUGAUCGGGUUGGCAGACAAGAACGAGGGCUUCCUCCUUCUAUGGAAAGGGGGUACCCUCCUCCACGUGAUUCCUACAGCAGUUCAAGCCGCGGAGCACCAAGAGGUGGUGGCCGCGGAGGAAGCCGAUCUGAUAGAGGGGGAGGCAGAAGCAGAUACUAA
This is a messenger RNA of Elephantulus edwardii (Cape elephant shrew), 1176 nucleotides long. RefSeq names its product RNA binding motif protein, X-linked (gene RBMX). Gene Ontology annotation, molecular function: RNA binding. NCBI's taxonomy places the organism in Eukaryota, Metazoa, Chordata, Mammalia, Macroscelidea, Macroscelididae. Gene Ontology annotation, biological process: positive regulation of mRNA splicing, via spliceosome. The coding region runs from base 1 to 1176 and encodes 391 amino acids. The transcript is spliced from 8 exons. The record is from RefSeq and is a predicted model, not a curated record. Gene Ontology annotation, cellular component: spliceosomal complex.